AUGCCGUGGGAUGCGCUGCAGUGUAGACCUACAUUAGUAGCCGAUCCUAGAUCCGCCUCUCCUCCCUCCCAGCCGCCUGCUCCUUCCUCCCACGCGCCUCCCGGUGCUCCUCCCCACAUGCAUGUUCGGAAAAGGGCGGUGAUCUUUGGGAUAUUGUAUAGAUACUCGAGGCACGAAUUCAAGGGUUGCAUUAACGACGCCAAAUGUAUGCGUUACCUUCUCGUCAACAGGUUUAAGUUUCCAGAAGAUUCCAUUCUCAUGCUCACCGAAGAAGAAACUGAUCCCUACAGGCUUCCGAAGAAGCAUAAUUUGAGGAUGGCAUUAUAUUGGCUAGUUCAAGGUUGUCAACCUGGUGAUUCUCUGUUGUUUCACUAUGCCGGUCACGGUUCGCGGCUACGGAAUUACAAUGGUGAUGAAGUCGACGGCUAUGAUGAGAUCCUUUGUCCUUUGGAUUUCGAAGCUCAAGGGAUGAUUGUUGAUGAUGAGAUAAAUGCAACUAUUGUUCGACCACUACCUCAUGGGGUUGAGCUUCACGAAAUCAUUGAUACUUGCCAUAGUGGAACCGUAUUGGAUUUACCGUUCCUCUGUAGAAUGAACAGGUUUGCUGCUGCUGAACAUGCUUAUGUACCAUUAACUUUUAAUCGAGAUUCCCUUCUAAUUUGUUAGAAACAGAAUCUCCAUUCCAUAGAGAAUAAAUUUAGUGUGUAUAUCCGGAAGAAAAGUGUAUUCCGUGUUCUGCAUGGUAGAUGAAGAAGGGAAAAAGGUUCUUGAAAGGACCUAUUUAUGUUCUAGGGUUGACCCAUAAACUUUUCGUACCC
This is a messenger RNA of Hibiscus syriacus, 818 nucleotides long. RefSeq names its product metacaspase-1-like. Gene Ontology annotation, biological process: proteolysis. Gene Ontology annotation, molecular function: cysteine-type endopeptidase activity. The coding region runs from base 1 to 666 and encodes 221 amino acids. The record is from RefSeq and is a predicted model, not a curated record. Lineage: Eukaryota; Viridiplantae; Streptophyta; Magnoliopsida; Malvales; Malvaceae. The transcript is spliced from 3 exons.